Messenger RNA from Ectocarpus sp. CCAP 1310/34, 2763 nucleotides. Lineage: Eukaryota; Phaeophyceae; Ectocarpales; Ectocarpaceae. The record is from the annotation of a GenBank genome assembly.
AUGAAGGGGACGAGCUUGUGGGGGGGGGCAUCGUCCCGCCGUGUUGGCGAGGGAAAGCUCCGGAUCCACUUGAAGCGCUCGUGCACGGACAAGAAGCUGGUGCAGGGGCACACUCCUGCGCUUGGCCUGACAACGGAUGAUUGGCACAAGUUCAAGAAACUUUUGGCCUCUAAGACGUUCGCCGUGCACGACACAAAGCGUAUCAGGGGCGAGGAUCUCACGGCCGAGUGGGCGGCGGAGAGCGGCUUCCGAGAGCCCGUCAUCGCACCCGAUAAGGGCGGUAUGGGCCUUAAGGUUCCAGAUUCGUCCUUCACCGUCGCCGACGUCGCUCGCGUUGUCGGCGAGGACAAGGCCAUCCGACCCAUACACGUGGGGGAACAGGCUAUCAUCGAUCAGAGCAUGACGCUGGCAGAGUUUGCGGAGUACUUCGAGACGUGCACCAAGCCUGGACAAGCGAUCCUCAACAUGAUAUCCUUAGAGUUCAGUGACACGCCGUUGGCGAAGAUGGUUCAGUCGCCGCAGCUGGUGCGAGACAUGGAUUGGCUUAACCGGUGCUGGCCGGCUGACCGUUUGCAGGAAGGACAGUUCCCUAAGGUUCAGUACUACUGCCUCAUGAGCCAGGGCGGCUCGUACACCGACUUCCACGUCGACUUUGGCGGCACGAGUGUGUGGUACCACAUCCUAAGAGGCAAAAAGGAGUUCCUGCUAAUCCGUCCCACCAAGAAGAACCUGGAACUGUACGAGAGCUGGAUUAGGAGUCCGACGCAGAGUCAGGUCUUCUUCGGCGACCUCGCCGACACCUGCUACAGGGUAGUGCUCAACGCGGGGGAGACUCUAAUGAUCCCGUCGGGCUGGAUCCACGCCGUCUUCACGCCUAAGCCGUCCCUGGUGUUCGGCGGCAACUUCCUGCACUCGCUCAACAUCCCCAUGCAGCUGCAGGUCCACGGUAUCGAGGCGCGGGCCAAGAUCCACAGCAAGUUCCGCUUCCCUUACUUCAAGGAGAUGAUGCUCUUCGCAGCCUCCAACUUCCUCAACACUCUCCGCGAGCAGCAGGGAGACCUAGACGCAACUGGUGCGAAGGGCGCCAAAGGCGUUGCCAAUGUCCCUCGCAGUGAAGUGUGGGCGACGCCAGAUGAAGACAGUUCCGCGGCAGGGCUGGUACGUGAACAGAUACACGGGGCGGAGGAGACCAGCGGCGCGACAGGGACCGCCGAGCGGAAGAAUGGUUGUGUCGGCAACGGCGCUCAGAACGGGGCCCGAAUUUCGCUGAGUUCGUGGGAGAGGGAAGGAUUGAGACCGCUUGUGGAGGCGUGCCGGGCAUGGAUGAAGGAACAGGAGGAAGAAGAGGGCGGCAGCAGUGAGGAGGAAGGCGUACCGGAAGAGUGGAACCUCGCCGCCGCUUCUGCGGGAUGUUCGGACGUCAACGCCAUGCUCGCGGAACUUGAUCGUCGUGUCUCCGCCCUGGGAGAAGAGACAACCAUCGAUACCAAGGCCACUGCUGACUCUUCCCCUUUGGCUGGAAAGGCAGCGGAGGUCGACAUCCCGCCGGAUGGUAACCCCCGCGCGAUCGGUGGUGCCGACAGCAGCCCCGAGAUCUCAAGCGACGGCUCUGUCGACCGCAGCGGUGCGACAGAUGACGGAGAUCACGUGGACCCUGGUAGCGGGAGCGGAGCGGCAGCGCUUCUACUGGCGGCGGCGGCCACAGAGCCCCCCGAGGCUGACGUGGGCCGGGGGGGCGCGCAGGUGGCGUCAGCGCCGCCCAUCCCCCCGAGCUCGACGGCCACCCCUCCAGAAGGGUCUUGUGGCGGUGAAGGGGAGGGUGAUGGGCCCAGGGUCCGGGUGCCCGGGAGGGGUUACCCAACCCCCGAAGACGCCGCUGCGGCGGCGGCGGCGGCGGCGUCUUCGUAUUCUAUCCCGAAGCUCAAGCUCUCGAUCAAGCCGCAGCAGGACCAGUCGUCAUCUUCCUCUUCGUCUCCGCGGGCCUCGAGCAGCAGCCGCGAUGGUGCGAGUGGGAGCGGCGGCGGCAAGGCCCGGGGGGUGGGGCUUAAGUUGGUCUUGAAAGGUCCCGCGCUUUCUUCCGGAGGGGGCUCCGCGGAUUCAUCAGGGGGCUCCGCCGGUGUCGGGCGAGGUAGGAAAAGGGGGGGUGGGGGCGGGCGGGAGGAGAGACGAUGGAAAGAGGACUCCGAUGGCUCGGACGAGUUCGAGACGAGACACGACAGCGAUGAAGAGGAGGAGGAGGAGGAGGAGGACAGCGGCGAAGAUACACGCGUCGGCAGGGGGGGCAAGCGAAAGGCGAGGCCGCUCGGUAGCAGGCUGAGAGCGAUCGCCAGGCUUGGGGAUGACGCGGCGGCGGGGGACUCGGAGGACGACAACUCGGCGGACGAGUACAAGCCGGACGAUGCUGAUGACGACGUUCUUCCAGAAGAUCAUAAGAUCUACGCCGACGAACUCCCACGAGAAACAAAAAAGGGGAAAUCGUCCUCUGGAGUAGGCGGCGCGCGCCCGCGUAACGCUUGGAGUGGCUUCGGCACCGGUGCCGGAGGCGGGGCGCGAGCGGCAGGGAGUAGUGCGGCCGGGGUGAGAGGGAAGGUGGGCGUGGCGGUGAUCGGCGGCGUGCAGCGAAGGCUGUCGGUGACGAAGCAGGAGGCGCUGAGGAGCAAGGGGAUGUUCAAGAUCGCGCCACCGUCGAAGGUGCCCCCGAAGCCGAAGGAAAAGAAACCGCUCACGGCGAAGCAGAAGCUCCUGGCGAAGAUGCGUCGUUAG